Messenger RNA from Equus quagga, 1233 nucleotides. It is a transcript of the gene TSGA13, whose product is annotated as testis specific 13. Lineage: Eukaryota; Metazoa; Chordata; Mammalia; Perissodactyla; Equidae. The coding region runs from base 1 to 1233 and encodes 410 amino acids. The record is from RefSeq and is a predicted model, not a curated record. The transcript has 10 exons.
AUGUCGUGUCCAUCUUCCCUAUUCUGGAACAAGACCCAAGGAACGACGGGGCUAAUGGGUUCCUUCUCAGGGACCCUAACUCCAGAUAAGGACAUCAUUGAUACAAUCCUACAAGAAAAUUCUGAAGGAGAACAGGACACCAAGAAAAAGGUCUUGCCACACCACAAAGUGGUACAAGUCAGGAGAAUUCGAACUACCGUAGUGAAGUAUGCUGAGAGUGUGCUGCUGAGCAUCACAAGUGAAGGGGAUGCUGCUAGUUGGAGUGGACAGAGAUCUAAAGGUUCUGAAGCAAUUAAUAAAAACAUGAAAGAAUCAGCAACUAGAGUAGCUUUGCCAAAAGGAAAGCACCAGGCUGUCCAAAAUGGACACUGCUGGGCUGAAGAAGCAUUUUUCAUGCAGCUCUACGCCUUAAAUUGGCCUGAAGAAGAGUUGCAAUGUGCUAAAUCAAAGACUCCAAGAGUUAACAUAGUUAAACUUGAGAAAGGAAUCGUUGUCGAUAAUGAUGAGAUUUAUGAUGCAGUCGGGCAAUCAAAAUUUGUUCUGCGGAACCUUCGGCAUUACACAGUCCAUCCAAAUUUGGCCCAGUACUAUGAGCCUUUGAAGCCCACUGCACUGCAGAAAUUCCUAGCUCGAAACAGGAAAAUCCAAAGCUUCACGUUAAAAGUAACACAGUACGAUCAGGAUAAGACCUUAUUGAUUAUGACCAACAACCCGCUUCCCUGCCCCAUCAACCAACAAGGAAAGGACAUCACGCCAAAGUACUUUUCCAAGGAAUUACUGCUCAAGGUAAUGGAAAGUUACCAUCAUCACAGCCCCACUGAAAACUUGUGCCUACCCCUGAUGUCUCAGAAAAAAAAGUUAAGACUUGGGCUAAAACCAGUCUUUCCCGUGACACUGUUGGAGGAUCCUACAUCCAAGCGAGAACAAUGGUUUAGGUUUUCCACCAACAAUGAUUUCAAGAGUGAAGGGAAAUAUUCGAAGGUCUAUGCUUUGAGGAAGCAGAAAAAAAUGUACCCUCAGCUCAACUUCGCUUCAGUCAGUAAAAGGGAUCUGAAGAAAGAUGUCUCCAAGACGUCAGGGAGUGACAUGCAGACUUCCAAGAUGAUGUGGGAACCACUAACCCUUUCAUCGCUCCUGGAAGAGAAGCCCACCAGAACGGCGCCAGGAGAGAACGCCUUCCGCAAUGGAAGGGCCCAGCAGUGGAUUAUAAAAAAUACCAUUGUCGUUGAGUGA